UAUGAAGCGGUCAAGGUCAACGGAUACACAUGCAAGGACACAACACAAGUAACACCACAAGACUUCUACUUCCAAGGCCUAGCCACCGCCGGAGCCGCUUCCAACACCUCCACCGGAGCCAUCGUAAUCGGAGCCACCGUAGAGAAGUUGCCAGGGCUCAACACACUCGGCCUCUCCAUGUCCCGCAUUGACUACGCGCCAAACGGCCUUAACCCACCGCACGUCCACCCACGCGCCUCUGAGAUCAUCUACGUCCUAGAGGGUCAGCUCUACUACGUAGGCUUCGUUACAACCGCUGGAAAACUCGUUGCUAAACACAUCAACAAAGGAGAAGUCUUCGUUUUACCCAAAGGGCUUUUACAUUUUCAGAAGAACGUUGCUAAGUCGGCUCCAGCUUCUGUAAUAGCAGCUUUUGAUAGCCAGUUGCCUGGAACACAGUCGCUUGUGUGUUCUCUCUUUGGUGCUCUUCCUGAAGACAUUCUUGUUAAGUCUUUCCGGUUCAAACCCAAACAGGUUAAGAAGAUCAAGUCCAAAUACCAACCCAAGAAAUGAGACAAGAACAGAAAACUAACAACACAAUCUUUUUCUUCUUGUUUUGUUGCUCCCUUAUAAUACACUAAUCAAAGAAGAUAAGAUUAAGUUUGCAACUUUUAAACAAAAAAUCAAAAUAGAUUCUUGUCUUAACAGAGAUUCUUUUUAGUAAAUUAUUAAUACAACUUUCAUAAAAUAGGAAGAAAAGAACAAUAAGAGUUGAGAAAAAGACAAAAAUAGCACUAAAUCAAGUUUUUGUUCCCAAACUAGCACUCAAGGUCAAAAGUCACAAAAAUAGCACUUAAUGUUUUAUCAAAAGUCACAAACUUAGGGUUUAGAGUUAAAGGGUGAGGUUUAGAAUUUAGGGUUUAGAGUUUAGGGUUCAGGGUUUAGAGUUUAGAGUUUAGGG
This is a messenger RNA of Brassica napus (rape), 940 nucleotides long. Its product is annotated as probable germin-like protein subfamily 2 member 5. Gene Ontology annotation, cellular component: cell wall; plasmodesma. Gene Ontology annotation, biological process: regulation of root development; plasmodesmata-mediated intercellular transport. Gene Ontology annotation, molecular function: manganese ion binding. The annotation marks the transcript as partial. Lineage: Eukaryota; Viridiplantae; Streptophyta; Magnoliopsida; Brassicales; Brassicaceae. The record is from RefSeq and is a predicted model, not a curated record. The transcript has a single exon.